AUGUGUAGGUUCUUGCACGAGAACAAGAUCCAAUACAUUCCGACCGGUACCUUCACUGGGCUAAGCUCCCUCAAGAGACUGAGGUUAGAUAGUAAUUCUCUAGUCUGUGACUGCGGGAUGAAGGAAGUGAUGAGCGCGGUUCCGGACAUCUCAGCAACCUGCGUCUACCCAGAGAGCAUGAGAGGAAAGACCAUCAGAGAAAUGAAACUGAAUGACAUUCAUUGCAACGAACCUCGCAUUAUCGAAGGCCCACACGAUGUCGAAGUUAGCUUUGGAGGGUCGGCGGUGUUCACCUGCAGGGUCGAUGGUGAGCCGCAACCAGAAAUCACUUGGAUGCUCAACAGCAAUGAAAUUGACACAUCUAAUCCAAAGUACUCAAUAAAAGAGGACGGUACACUCAUAGUUUCAUCAAUGACUGAUUCGGACAUGGGUGUCUAUGAAUGUAUGGUCAAGUCACCUAAUGGUGUUACAAAGUCUCAAGCUGCUAAAACUCUCUUUCAUGAAGCGUCAGCUGAAUGGAACCGUAAACCAAAAGACCAAAUGGCAAGGGAAGGUGACACUGUUCAACUAGAAUGCUCUGCGAGUGGUGGUCAAGCUACUUGGGUUCGAAACGGUACACCAGUAUCACUGCCUGUUUCUGCUGAAGGGACCCUCACCCUACAAUCUGUAACACCUGAAGAUGCUGCAAGCUACACCUGUAUUGUAGAAACUUCAAACGGAAGACUAGAAGCGAAAGCUCAAUUAACUGUAACUGAAGUUACAAUUAUAAAAGCUUCUUCAAGUGAUGGUGGCCUUUAUACCUGCUUAGCUCAGAGUAUUUUAGGAACAGCAGAAGGGAAUGGUGAAGUGAGAGUAAGACUUGAUGGACCUAGACCCCCAACCUUUGUUCAUACUCCCUAUCCUAUUGCAGCCCAUUUGGGGACUUCAGUUGAGCUUCCAUGCAAAGCUCAAGGUGAACCUUAUCCCGCCAUCCAAUGGUUUAAAAAUGGUGAUCCCAUUCAACUCGAUGAAACACAUAGGGUGUUUCCAGUUGGAAGUAUUCGUAUUUACAAUAUUACACCAUCUGAUGGCGGUAUUUAUAGGUGCACUGCAACUAAUGAACAUGGAGAAAUUUCUGUUCAUGCAACUCUUACUGUUGAAGACAGUUCAUCUGGAGUUGGGGACAAUUUAGUGUUAUCAGCUUUGGAAGAUGCUAAGAAAACUGUUGACAAAGCAGUUAAUUCAACAAUUGAAGCUUUUUUUUCAAAGAAAGCUCCACAAUCUCCAAGCUUCUUAAUGAGGGUCUUAAGAUAUCCUGAUGAAAAAGCAAGAUCAGUUGUAAGAGCUGCAGAUAUAUAUGAAAAUACAUUAAUUAAUAUUAGAAAACAUAUAGCUAGUGGGAUACAUUUUAAUAACACUGAAGAUGGUACAUGCAACAACUUACAACAUCCUCAUUGGGGAGCUGCUCAUACUGCAUUCAGAAGAUUAAUAAAACCUAUAUAUGAAAAUGGUUUUAGCAAUCCUGUAGGUUGGGAUAAAAGCCGUCUUUAUAAUGGUUUUUUGUUGCCCAAUGCUAGGAGAGUUUCACUGGAAUUAAUCAGGACAGAAAACAUUACCCAGGAUGAUAAAAUUUCACACAUGGUUAUGCAGUGGGGUCAGUUUCUGGAUCAUGAUUUAGACCAUGCUAUACCCUCAACAACCGCAGAAAGUUGGGAAGGAGUAGACUGUAAAAAGACAUGUAAAGCUACACCACCAUGUUUCCCAAUGGAGGCUGACCAUGAGGAUCCACGAAUAAAGAACAGAAGAUGCAUGGAUUUCAUUCGGUCUAGUGCAAUAUGUGGUUCAGGAAUGACUUCUAUAUUUUUUAAUAAGAUUCAACAAAGAGAGCAGAUCAAUCAGCUGACAGCAUUCAUUGAUGCUACUCAGGUGUAUGGAUUUCAUGACAACAGGAGUAUUCUGUUAAGAGACUAUACACAAGAUCUUGGUCUCCUCCGUGUUGGAAUAGACACUGAAUCAGGAAAGCCAUUGUUACCACUGGCAGGAUUCCAAGAGGUGGAUUGCAGAAGGGACCCUACUGAACACGAAGCAGUGGCGAUGCAUACAAUCUGGUUACGAGAACAUAACAGAAUUGCAAGAGAGCUAAAAAAAAUUAAUCCUCACUGGACAGGAAAUACCAUAUUUCAUGAAGCUCGUAAAGUUGUUGGAGCUGAAAUGCAGCACAUCACAUUCAAACAUUGGCUUCCUAAUGUUUUAGGAGACAAGGGAUUGGAACUAAUUGGUAGUUACCAGGGAUAUAAUCCAAAUAUUGAUCCAGGUAUUUCAAAUGAAUUUGCAACUUCAGCUUUGAGAUUUGGUCAUACAUUAAUAAAUCCAGUUCUUGCCCGUCUUGAUAGCGACUUCAAAACAAUUCCAGAAGGUGAUCUACCCUUGGGAAAAGCAUUCUUUUCACCUUGGAGGAUAAUUGAAGAAGGAGGUGUUGAUGCCCUUAUGAGGGGAAUGUGGGCUACUCCAGCAAAAAAGAAAAUGCCAAAUCAAAAUCUAAACAAUGAACUAACUGACCAUUUGUUUACAUCAUUCCAUGCUGUAGCUUUAGAUCUGGCUUCCAUGAAUGUACAACGAAGUAGAGAUCAUGGCAUACCUUUUUACAAUGAAUACAGAAAACUAUGCAAUUUAUCUUCAGCAGAAACAUUUGAUGAUUUGAAAACUGAAAUUUCAGAUCCAGAAAUAAGAGAUAAAUUACAAAAGUUGUACGGAGAUCCAAGCAUUCUUGAAGACCAGAUUGAAGGAGCAAAAAUGGGCCCUACUUUCCGAUGCAUUCUGACUGAACAAUUUAGGAGAAUAAGAGAUGGAGAUAGAUUUUGGUAUGAAAAUCCAUCUACCUUCAAACCUGCACAGUUAACUCAAAUCAAACAAAGCUCAUUAGCCAGAAUCCUUUGUGAUAAUGGAGAUAACAUCACUGCUAUAUCUCCCAACGUUUUUAUUAUACCUGAAAAACAAUCUCCUUCAAUUGUGAAGUGUGAGGAACUCCCAGAAAUUGAUUUACGAUUUUGGUACGAAUGUGAAGAUUGCGAAAAUGAUGUUUCGUCAAGAGGUAGGAGAGGUUUAGUUGAUGGUGAAAUGGAGGAUCGAAUGGAAGGAUUAGAAAAUAUGGUAGAGGAGCUCCAAAAAACAGUAAAGUCUCUUAAAAGGAGAAUGAAAGGUUUAACUGCAAAAUGUCGUGACAAUAAGGGCAAUAUAAUGCAUGAUGGAGACACUUGGCAGAAAGAUAGCUGCACUUUAUGCGAAUGUCAGGGAGUACAGGUCUCUUGUACAAGAAUUCAGUGUGCUAAUCUUAAUUGUGAAAAACAGCAAAAGGUUGAAGGAAGGUGCUGUCCUGUUUGUGCUUAAGGAAAGACCAGUUAAAUAGGUGCCUAUAAACUGUGUACAGUGUUUGGUGAUUAUGAAAUAUUUUAUGUGAAAGUGUGAGUGAAAUCUGUAAGAUUAAGUUUAUGUAUUUAUAAUGUACCAAUAUUAUUGUCUUAAAUGACAAAGUAAAAGAAAAAAUCAUCAACCACUUUUAAAACUAAAAAAAUCUGUGCUACCUUAAAAACAAAAAACAAAAAUCCGAGGAAAGCAACAAAUAAAAAAUUAAUAUUCUUAAUAUAUUUAGUAAUCUGCCUCACAACAGCUUCAACAGCUCUUGUUGAAUUCAUAAGUAACGACUUUUAAAUAUGACACAUAAGUUAUACGUAUUUUGUUUUAUGUUUUGAUAAUUUAACUAAAAUUAUUGUCGAUAAAUAAGGCUUAAAUAGAUUUAAAAUGAGAAGGUAUUUAAUAAUAGUUUUAAGAACUAUUUAAAUACCAUCGGAGUUGAAAUACAUGUUGUACAUGGAAAAUGUGAUUCACUAGUAUUUUUUUAAGUUCAGAAAGAUAGUUGUAUAGUUUAUGUAUAAAGUGAAAAGAAAAAAAUAAUUUGUACUAGCUGUUUAUUACUUGUGUUCUUAAUUAUUUAUUGUGAUAUAUUUGUAAUGCUAUUUUGUAAUAAACAAUUAUAUUUUUGUUUCUUUUAUAAUAGAAUAACAACUUUACUUUAUGUCACACAACAAAGCAACUCCUCUUAAUGUCCAAUGUCUCGGAUUAUUAUCUGUUUCAAAAUCAAUUGAACCAACAUAUUUUUGGUCAGUCCUCUGUGGUUUUCGAUAAAUUGGGCAUUCAUAUAGCUUUGGAUCUUUCCCAGCAGUAGUAUUUAUUGCAUAGAUAUAUAUUACUGGCAUUUGUUCAUAAAGUACCUUUGGUUUGCUUUCAAUCAGUUUUCCUGACCUACGAUCUAAACCAGCACCUUCAAGAAAUAACCCAUGAACAUAAACACCUUCAGGAGGGGCUUCAUGUAUAUCUUCCUUGUUAUGCCUUGUGAUUAGAUUUUGGAGAACAACUGAAUCCAAGGCCCAACCCUUAUGAGCUCUA
Molecule: messenger RNA, 4422 nt
Organism: Nezara viridula (southern green stink bug)
Lineage: Eukaryota; Metazoa; Arthropoda; Insecta; Hemiptera; Pentatomidae
Source: the annotation of a GenBank genome assembly